This is a messenger RNA of Capra hircus (goat), 3257 nucleotides long. It is a transcript of the gene MIOS, whose product is annotated as meiosis regulator for oocyte development. Gene Ontology annotation, molecular function: protein binding. The record is from RefSeq and is a predicted model, not a curated record. Gene Ontology annotation, biological process: positive regulation of TORC1 signaling; cellular response to amino acid starvation. The transcript is spliced from 12 exons. Bases 492 to 3119 code for a protein of 875 amino acids. Gene Ontology annotation, cellular component: cytoplasm. Lineage: Eukaryota; Metazoa; Chordata; Mammalia; Artiodactyla; Bovidae.
GCCGAGACGCGGGGAGUCGCGUUCCGCGCUGCAGGAUAACCGCGGCGGGCCCGGCCUCGGAGCUGCGAGCGGCCCGCGGCGCGCGGCUUCCUCCUCCCGGAGCUGGGUCCGGCGCUGCAGCCUCCGCGGCGCCGGGUUUGUGCGGAACCGCGUCCUCGCCGUGGACGAGAGACGCAGCCAGUGUCUGGAGCGUGGGAGCCGCCCGCAGAUUCCUGCCUCCCCCGGCUCUGCUACCAGCCCUGCUCUCCUUGUACUGAUGAAUACUUUAAGGGCCUGUCACCCGGGUGGCGCUGUUCGCUGCCUGUACGGAGUCGUGAAAAUUCCGUGAGAGGAUAAAGCUUCUCACAGAUGAGCAUCUGGUGAGGAACACAAAAUCAUCGACAUGGCUUUCCUUUGCUCAGAAACCAUUACUGGGAAGUGAGCCCUUGUUAUACUUGAAGCAGAUUUUCACUGAAUGGACCUAACUGGACUCUCUGAGAUCAUCAAUAAACAUGAGCGGUACCAAACCUGAUAUAUUGUGGGCACCACACCAGGUUGAUAGAUUUGUUGUAUGUGACUCCGAACUUAGUCUUUACCAUGUGGAAUCUACUGUGAAUUCAGAACUCAAAGCUGGAUCUCUACGUUUAUCUGAAGACUCUGCAGCUACAUUACUAUCAAUAAAUUCAGAAACCCCAUACAUGAAAUGUGUUGCCUGGUAUCUCAGUUAUGAUCCUGAAUGUCUCCUAGCAGUUGGACAAGCAAAUGGUCGAGUCGUACUGACAAGUCUUGGUCAAGAUCAUAACUCAAAGUUCAGAGAUUUGAUAGGAAAAGAAUUUGUUCCAAAACAUGCACGGCAAUGCAAUACCCUUGCAUGGAAUCCACUGGAUAGUAACUGGCUUGCUGCUGGUCUAGAUAAACAUAGAGCUGACUUUUCAGUGCUGAUUUGGGAUAUCUGCAGCAAAUAUACCCCUGAUAUAGUUCCCAUGGAGAAAGUAAGACUCUCUGUAGGUGAAACUGAAACAUCAUUAUUAGUAACAAAACCACUAUAUGAAUUAGGACAGAAUGAUGCUUGUCUCUCUCUUUGUUGGCUUCCACGAGACCAGAAACUUCUGCUUGCUGGUAUGCAUCGUAACCUGGCCAUUUUUGAUCUUCGGAAUACAAGUCAGAAGAUGUUUGUGAAUACGAAAGCUGUUCAGGGUGUGACAGUAGACCCAUACUUCCAUGAUCGUGUUGCUUCCUUCUAUGAAGGUCAGGUGGCAAUAUGGGAUCUUAGGAAAUUUGAGAAGCCAGUUUUGACUUUGACUGAGCAACCAAAGCCCUUAACAAAAGUAGCCUGGUGUCCAACUAGAACUGGUCUGCUUGCCACUUUAACAAGGGAUAGUAAUAUUAUUAGAUUAUAUGAUAUGCAGCACACACCCACUCCCAUUGGUGAUGAAACUGAACCCACAAUAAUUGAAAGAAGUGUGCAACCUUGUGACAAUUACAUUGCUUCCUUUGCUUGGCAUCCGACGAGUCAAAAUCGAAUGAUAGUUGUAACUCCUAACCGGACAAUGUCUGACUUCACUGUGUUUGAAAGGAUCUCUCUUGCCUGGAGCCCAAUUACAUCUUUGAUGUGGGCUUGUGGUCGUCAUUUGUAUGAAUGUGCAGAAGAAGAAAAUGAUAAUUCUUUAGAAAAAGAUAUAGCAACAAAGAUGCGCCUUCGGGCUUUAUCAAGGUAUGGGCUUGAUACAGAGCAGGUGUGGAGAAAUCAUAUUUUAGCUGGAAAUGAGGAUCCUCAGCUCAAGUCACUCUGGUACACUCUGCACUUUAUGAAGCAGUAUACGGAAGAUAUGGACCAGAAAUCUCCAGGCAACAAAGGAUCAUUGGUUUAUGCAGGAAUUAAAUCAAUUGUAAAAUCAUCUUUGGGAAUGGUGGAAAGCAGCAGACAUAAUUGGAGUGGGCUGGAUAAGCAAAGUGAUAUUCAGAAUUUAAAUGAAGAGAGAAUCCUAGCUUUACAGCUUUGUGGGUGGAUAAAGAAAGGGACGGAUGUGGAUGUGGGCCCAUUUUUGAACUCCCUUGUACAAGAAGGCGAAUGGGAGAGAGCAGCUGCUGUGGCAUUGUUCAACCUGGACAUUCGGCGCGCCAUCCAGAUCCUGAAUGAAGGGGCGUCUUCAGGAAAAGGCGAUCUGAAUCUUAAUGUGGUAGCAAUGGCUUUAUCGGGUUAUACGGAUGAGAAGAACUCCCUUUGGAGGGAAAUGUGCAGCACUUUACGAUUACAGUUAAACAACCCGUAUCUGUGCGUCAUGUUCGCAUUUCUGACAAGUGAAGCAGGAUCUUACGACGGAGUAUUGUAUGAAAACAAGGUUGCCGUACGUGACAGAGUGGCAUUUGCUUGUAAAUUCCUUAGUGAUAGUCAGUUAAAUAGGUACAUCGAAAAGUUGACCAAUGAAAUGAAAGAUGCUGGAAAUUUGGAAGGAAUACUGCUUACAGGCCUCACUAAAGAUGGAGUGGACUUAAUGGAGAGUUAUGUCGACAGAACUGGAGAUGUCCAAACAGCAAGUUACUGCAUGUUACAGGGUUCUCCUUUAGAUGUUCUUAAAGAUGAAAGAGUUCAGUACUGGAUUGAGAAUUAUAGAAAUUUGUUAGAUGCCUGGAGGUUUUGGCACAAACGAGCUGAAUUUGAUAUUCACAGGAGUAAGUUGGAUCCCAGUUCUAAGCCUUUAGCACAGGUGUUUGUGAGCUGCAAUUUUUGCGGAAAGUCCAUCUCCUACAGCUGCUCCACUGUUCCCCACCAGGGCCGAGGUUUCAGCCAGUAUGGUGUCAGUGGCUCACCAACGAAAUCUAAAGUGACAAGUUGCCCCGGCUGUCGAAAGCCCCUCCCUCGCUGCGCACUUUGCCUCAUUAAUAUGGGAACGCCUGUCUCCAGUUGUCCUGGAGGAUCCAAAUCAGAUGAAAAAGUAGACUUGAGCAAGGACAAAAAAUUAGCUCAGUUUAACAACUGGUUUACAUGGUGUCACAAUUGCAGGCACGGUGGACAUGCUGGACACAUGCUCAGCUGGUUCAGGGAUCACACCGAGUGUCCCGUGUCUGCAUGCACGUGUAAAUGUAUGCAGUUGGACACAACAGGGAAUCUGGUACCCGCAGAGACUGUCCAGCCAUAAAAUGCUGUCACCUGAAGAGGCACCUUCAAGUGCAGAGCUCCCUAACAGAGGUCCUUCGUAGCUCAGAAGCGUACCUCAGAACAAGCCACUCAUGACUUUCCUAUAAUGGGAAAAUAAAUCAUUCUAUCAAAUCAGCAA